Molecule: messenger RNA, 2025 nt
Organism: Hydatigera taeniaeformis
Lineage: Eukaryota; Metazoa; Platyhelminthes; Cestoda; Cyclophyllidea; Taeniidae
Source: the annotation of a GenBank genome assembly
AUGUCUUCUACCACUUCCACAGCAUCCAGCAACAAUAGCAACAAUAAAUCCAAUACCAUCCCAGCAUCUACUGCCAAUGGUUCCGAUUUCUCCCAGGAACAAUGGCUGGAUCUUCUUCGUGUUCUACCAUCCAGUAGCCGAAUGAAUCUCCAAUUAGCUUUAAGACAAUUUCUUCAGGAGACGGAAGGUGACAUCGAAACUGGUAAACUGGAUCAAAAGACUCCCCUUCCCGAUGCAUCGACGUUGGUUCGCACCCCACUGCCAUUAGAUGACAUGCCUCAGAAUACCUAUGGAACUGAUCGAUAUCUCACUCUGCUGAGACAAUCACUUGAGUUGGACCGCAAACCUCUAAUCCCUUCGGUCACACUGGAUACGCCUAAUGGUCUUGACACUCUGGCAGCUGCCGCAUUGGCAAACACAAGUGCUGAGGUGAGUCGGAUUGUUACGAAAUUCAUGCUGAACGGCAAACGUAUCAUUGGCAUUACAACCCUAAUUUUUGUGAUGUCGUGUAUUACCAACGUCACUUCCACAUCAGCAGUUACUGUGAUUCAAGGCAAAGCAGUGCCAGGUACUGGAAUGGUAGCGAUCCCCAUAACUGCCCAAAUGGCUCCAGCCCUUCUGGGUGGUUUCAAGACGGACUCCAGUCAGCGUCAAUCUCCGACAAUUCGGGAGACCCCGAAACGAUUGGCUGCCACACGUGCUGAGGCCGAGCAAGCUGCUGCAGCUCAUGCUGGCACCAACACCGCAGCAAAACGCAAUCGUUUAGGCAAUGACAAUGUGACAGAUGACGUGGAGAUUUCCACGGCCACUGCUACAUCUGCCACGACUGCCGCCAACCUUCUACUUUCCAAUGGAGGUCUUCCUAAGUCGUCAGCCUUAAAGCCGGAUCCUGAGUGUGUCAGCACUGCUUACACCUUCCAUGGCGGAAGCAGUGAUAGUCCUGGUAGUUGGAAUCUUCCUUCUGCCUCAACUGUCGCGUCUGCUGUCAAUGCUGCUACCAGCAGUGGUGGCGGAAUCCUAACAGAGAACAAUCGUCGACGCACCAGAGAUGAGGGGAUCACUGACGAUGAGGCAGCUCGUCGCGAGAAGCGUCGAGAACGCAACCGUGUUGCCGCCGCCAAAUGUCGCCAGAAUCGACAAAACCAGAUUGAGGAAUUGAAGGCGAGACGAAAGCUCUUAGAAGACGAGGGCAACCACACUAGACAGCUAAUUCAAAAUCUCCUUCACGAAAAGGCGCAAAUGGAGGAGUUAUUGAAGAAGCAUGCGCAAAGUGGAUGUCCCACCGCAGCCCAAUACUUCGAGAACGGUACCUUCCUCCUUCGCCUUUCUGCAGCAGCAGCGGCAGCAGCAGCCGCGUCAUCAACAUCGGCAUCAACAUCAGGAGCAGUCAAUGCAUCGUCCACACCGAGCAUCCGGAUAAUCCAACCCUCCACUCCCCAUCAGCUUCAGCUUCCCAACCCUGGAGCCGCCCCCUUAGCCGCCACGGUUUCAUCUCCUGCCGUGAUUAAACCGGAGGCACCUGGUUCAAAUGCUGCGAUGACCUUUGUGCCUGCUCAGCGACCCAAUACCCUCUCCUUAGUAACCUCGACAAAGGUAGAACUUCCAACGCCGACGUUGGAUUCUGGAGCUGCAUCGUCCACCACAACAACCCAUUUGGCUGCCCAUUUGUGGUCGCCUUCGGUGGCAGCAAAGAUCAAGACACCGGGUGGCGAAAAUUGGGUAAAUAGCCAAAUUGGAUUGCCACCAAUUACUGUGGGGCCGGAGAAGGAUGUCGCCACGUCUGCGGCAGCUGGUACAACAACAACAACGACAACUCUCCUCUCUACACCCGACAUCCUCCAUCAUCUUGGAAUCUCUUUGGCAGCUGCACAUGCAUCUGGCAACACAGUAGCUAGCAAAUCCAACACCAUUCAGCUUGGUUGCACUGAAGGAAAGAUUACGACAUCAUUAACGUCAGCUUCUGCGUCGUCCACGCCUUCAGCAGCUACUACUUCCACCACGACAGCAACAACAAAUAUGGGAUAG